Molecule: messenger RNA, 2043 nt
Organism: Thyridium curvatum
Lineage: Eukaryota; Fungi; Ascomycota; Sordariomycetes; Thyridiales; Thyridiaceae
Exons: 2
Coding region: 1-2043 (680 amino acids)
Source: RefSeq, a predicted model, not a curated record
AUGUCUCAGGCUGUUCUUCAGCCCAGCACCCAGACGAUGGCUCGAGCACUGGGGUUCCGGGACCAGAACCAGUUCGCUAUUCUCGAGGGCAGCGAUAGCAGCGAUCCUGGCACUGGCGACGACACUCCUCCUCCGGAUCCCCACGCAUCGCGAGUUCUUCGAUCCAUCGAUGUCGAGCAAGCGCAAAACACGGGAGAACUCACCCCCAAUGGCCUAGCCACCAAGCUGCAAGGCCUGCACCUACACACGCCCACCAAAGAAGCUCCCGAGAGCAUUCUUAAGGGACGUGGCCGCCGGUCCCGACCACCAAUUGGCUCCGAGACCUUCCAGACUCCAGAAGGUGUGAAAGAGAAACACGCCCACUUCGCAAUACCGCCGGCGGUAUCGGAUUCUCUUGAUGAUCAGAGCACACAAUUGCGCAAAGAAAACGACCCGGUCACCUGCCGCGCCUCCAACUUUCAAACAACUCAGCUAGAGAAGCAUACCGCGGGCCAGUUCGACUACGUGCUUCGCGUGCCGCUGAGCCCCGUUGGGACAGAGACAGAAACCGGCUUGGAUGCCCAGCCCUGCGUACAGGACCGAUACCUCUACUUUGGAUGUAACGUCUUGGAACGGCGGACACGCUCAGCAAGCGCAUCUAGCCACCAGUCUCGUCAAGCUGGUUCUUACACCGUGGUAGCAGUUCCGACCGACGAUCACGAGAAGCCAUUGGCAGACGAGGACGCACUCGAAAGCAAGACCAUCAUGGCAACGAGUUUCGAGAAUGCUUCUAGCCCGGCAGGUGCCAAGAGGCCGCCAGAGCUGCAGCUAGAGUCGAGUGCGCAUGACCGUGUCUCGCCCAAGGCUCUCAAGAAGGCGGACCGCUGCAGCCUCCGCUCGCCUGGCAAUCCUCUUGCGCGAAUCGAGGACAGCUUCGAGGCAAUCGACCACCUCGAAGAGCAGCUUGAGGCUCUCCAUGCCGUUGUUCAAGUCAAGAGGGUGCCCUCUCCCGAUAAGAUGCCGUCAACGGCAGCGGUAGACGACCAUCUGACGGUGCCCGGUGGCGGGCUUUCGAGAACCUUGUCGACUCAGAAAAAGAUCAUGUCCAAGUCUGCAUCCGUACGUAUCAAGACAACGCAGCCCUCUGGAUCCAAAUCGCUACGCAGGUCGUCAUCGGCCAUCUUUGCCAAGGAGAACGAGCGGGAGCCCCCCAAAUCUGCGGAGAAGAAGCCAGUGGUCGCACGACCAGCUAGCCUCCUCCCACCGAAACCAUUGGCAAAGUCUGGCAAGCCUCCCACGAUGCCGACAUUUGAGCUGCCCGGCGAGGCUGUAGCUCGAAGACUGAAGGAGCAGCGUGAGGCCCGGCUGGCACAACCGCCGGUGGAGAAGCCCUUGGCUCCAUCGCCCCAACGGGCAAAGUCGCUGAAGGCGCCUACGCGGCCCAACUUUGAGCUCCCUGGAGAAGCCAUAUCACGCCGGAAGAGGGAGGAACGUGAAGCUCGGCUCAAGAUGCAAGAGGAGGAGGAGCGCAAGAGGCGCGAAUUCAAGGCGAGGCCUGUGCGCCAUAGCAUCGCGCCCGGCUCGUAUCCCCGAGAGACGAUUACCAGCCGUGCUCGACAGCAGAACAAGCCAGCCUCGGCAGAGGCCGUGUCACCGGCCACAACCCCAAAACGUCAAUCGGUUGCCGCUCCAGGUGGGCAGGGACUUGCGGUAGCGGGGAUGUCGUCGCAGAAUCGAGGCCGCUGCUCGGCGCUUGGCUCUCCGUCGACGGCACAGGCCAGCAGGGCGACGUCGACAUCGACAGGGAGCGUCAGCGGCAAGCGUAGCAACGUGUCAACCGACGACGUGAGCCAGCAGCGGCAGCGGGGCAAGGAGAUCGUGCAGCGGGACAACAGCUACUCGCAGGAGCGCGAGCGGGAGAAGCGCGAGCGAGAGGAGGCUGCUAGGAUCGCCCGACAGGAGGCUGCCGAGCGCUCGCGGCUGUUGAGCCGAGAAUGGGCCCUGAAGAAGAAGCUGAAGGGUAUGGUCGGAGGCUCGUCACCGUCACGAGCCCAGCCGGUUUGA